Molecule: messenger RNA, 2730 nt
Organism: Pogoniulus pusillus (Red-fronted tinkerbird)
Lineage: Eukaryota; Metazoa; Chordata; Aves; Piciformes; Lybiidae
Gene: IDH3A
Product: isocitrate dehydrogenase (NAD(+)) 3 catalytic subunit alpha
Exons: 11
Coding region: 113-1213 (366 amino acids)
Biological process (GO): isocitrate metabolic process; tricarboxylic acid cycle
Cellular component (GO): mitochondrion
Molecular function (GO): isocitrate dehydrogenase (NAD+) activity; magnesium ion binding; NAD binding
Source: RefSeq, a predicted model, not a curated record
GGAGCUUCGCAGCCGCGGGGCGGAGCCUGCUGCCUGCCGCGCGCCGGUUCCGGCCUCGAGGCGAGCGCGAGCGUUGUCAGGCCGCAGCGAGCGUCGGUGCCUGGGCUGCAUCAUGGCUGCGGCCGCGUGGAUGCCUACGGUUUCACGGUUGCUAGGUGCUUUCAAAAACCAAAAACAGGUGACCAGAAGUUUUGUUAGUGCUACGCAAACAGUAACUUUAAUACCAGGAGAUGGCAUAGGACCUGAGAUUUCUGCUGCAGUCAUGAAGAUCUUUGAUGCUGCUAAAGCUCCUAUUCAGUGGGAAGAGAGGAAUGUUACAGCUAUCCAAGGACCAGGAGGGAAGUGGAUGAUACCUCCAGAAGCCAAAGAAUCCAUGGAUAAAAACAAAAUGGGAUUAAAAGGUCCUUUAAAGACCCCCAUUGCUGCAGGGCACCCAUCAAUGAACCUGCUUCUGCGUAAGACGUUUGACCUUUAUGCAAACGUGCGUCCCUGUGUCUCCAUUGAAGGGUACAAAACCCCAUACACAGAUGUCAACAUCGUCACCAUUCGGGAGAACACAGAAGGUGAAUACAGCGGCAUUGAGCACGUGAUUGUCGAUGGUGUUGUGCAAAGUAUCAAGCUGAUCACAGAAGAAGCUAGCAAGCGUAUUGCAGAUUUUGCUUUUGAGUAUGCCAGAAAUAACCAGAGAAGCCACGUUACUGCUGUGCACAAGGCAAAUAUUAUGAGAAUGUCUGAUGGGCUUUUCUUGAGAAAAUGCAGGGAGGCAGCAGAAAACUGUAAAGAUAUUAAAUUUAAUGAAAUGUAUCUGGAUACUGUGUGUCUGAAUAUGGUUCAAGACCCAUCACAAUUUGACGUUCUUGUUAUGCCUAACUUGUACGGUGACAUCCUCAGUGACUUGUGUGCUGGACUGAUUGGGGGUCUUGGAGUAACACCAAGUGGAAAUAUUGGUGCUAAUGGAGUGGCAAUUUUUGAGUCGGUUCACGGAACUGCACCAGACAUUGCAGGAAAAGACAUGGCAAAUCCAACUGCCCUUCUUCUGAGUGCUGUAAUGAUGUUGCGUCACAUGGGGCUGCACAAGCAUGCCUCAAAAAUUGAAACAGCUUGCUUUGAGACAAUUAAAGAUGGAAAGGUUUUGACAAAAGACUUGGGAGGUAAUGCCAAGUGCUCAGAGUUCACAGAGGAGAUCUGCCGCAGAGUACGGGACACGGACUAAACUUUUCUCCUGCUCCUUGUAGUGACUUCAAACGGACACAUCACAAAAAGUACCUUCUAUGUAACCUGAUACCCAUCUGCAUAUGGUUUGUUUGACUCUUCAGAGAGCAAACUUUUUCCUUAGGGCCUCUCCAUUAAUAAAUUUAAUCCAAAUGGCUAAAAAUGAUGCUUGUGCCUGCUUUCAGUGGACUUUUCUAAGUGCUUUGUCUUUUUUUUUUUAAUCUGGUGAACAUUUUUAUGUAAGUGAAUUCUUUUAUUGCCACUGUGACUGUAUAUGAUUUUCCAUUGCAAACAGAGGUUUUUACUUUCCACAAAGAAAAAUUAUGCAAGUCAGUGACAGUCAGUGAAACAUAAAAGCACCUUAAUGGUUAAAACCUACUACAUUAGUCUUGUUGACAUUUGAAAGAUAGUUUUUUCAGCCUCACAAUGGCACAAGAUGAACAGAAACGGGUAUAAAAUAACUUGAAAUGGCAAUUUCACGUUAAAAUCAAUAAAAAUAGCCACUGCAGGUAGUCUGGUGAUUCAUGAAAUAUAGUCUUGCCCCCCAAGGGCACAAAAAAAAAUUACAGAAUUCUAAAGAAUUCAUCUAUUUGUGUAUCUUCAAAAAGCCCACAAUCGUUACCCACCAGGAGGUGAAAAUUCAUGUUAAAGUAAGAUUAUUUUUGAGAUCUGUACACUGAAACAAUUAGUACAAGUUUUCCUCUCUGAAACACACAUCAGAGACCUUAGGAGAGCAUAAAUUAUGCAAAAUUAAUUCCGCCAUGGAUUGCGAGGGGAAAGUAUUAACCUGGGAAACUGAUACUAAAUAUUUCAUGAUUUCUGCUGGAAUGCUUUUUGUGCUGUACUUUCAGGCAUAUUCUGUUCAAUGUGUCUUACUGUAUUGACUAGGAAUUUUGUUAUAGAAAAUCUGAAUGUAAGGACUCAUCCUAAAUGGAUUAAGAGAGAUCAAAGGUUUGGCUCUGGUGCCUAUGUUCCAGAAAUAUAUUUCAUCCCUAUUCAUGGGGAUCUGAGACUAUUUUUUCCUUGCUUACUAAGCUUAGUGGAUGUAAAGGCAAUUCUUUUCACUCCUUUCACAUACAGAUUGUUGUAUGAGUCACUCUGAUCUGUAUGUCUUAAGGUAUGCUUCCAUUAGUACACCCUACCAAAAAUUGUAUUUUAAAACUCAUAGCACAGGACUAUCCCUGCUGCCUGAAUGAGGCUUAAAGUUUAGUUCUAUUAGUAGACAUUACUUCAUUACUUUCUAUGGAGACUGUUUAGGCUGGUUGUUUCAGAAGCAAAACGAAUUUUUGGAGUAACAGCUUCUGGUGUCACUCCAAGUAAACACAUCAGCUUUUUUCAUACAGUUUAACAAUGUGAGAUUUAUUCCUUGUGCACUCCGCUUUUGGUGAAAAGGGCAAUAUUUCUUUCUGUGUUUUACAAGCUGCUGCUCCCUUGUUUCCUUUAGAUUAAUAUUGUUAAAGAACUUUCAAAUUACCAUUGCGCACAAAAUGGGGAAAAAAUAAACUUUUCAAAGUCCUA